CAUUCUUCUUCUUCCCGAAAGCCCCAAGCUGCCGACUCCUAUACUUGAAGAGAAACCGAUAAGAGCUUGAAGCUUUCCCCUUUCUUUUCUUGUUGGAGAAUGAAAAUUGAACCCAAAAUUCUUUCCUCCCCUCUGCAGAAUCUGGAUCUGCUCUGCUCUGCUACUUCCGGCUGCUGCUCUGCUGUGUGGGGGUGCGAAUUUCUCGGGUUUUUCUGAUUGCGUGAAUUUCCCCCUGCACUUUCCGCCGGCUCUUCCCCAACUGCAGCUCCGAUUUUGCUUGUUAAAUUUCGGUAUGUGACAGCCCUCCAACCCCGAAUUUGUCCGUUAAUUUUCUGCCUUGAAUCUUGAAUUUUCUGCCUUUGAUUUGCCCUUGUACUGUUCGGGAAUUUCUAUUGAAAUUGGGGAUGAAUUUUGACAGCAUUAAGUUAUGUUUUAAGCUUGGUGUAGGUAGAGAAAUUAGCUUAAUUAGUUGCUGUGAUUUUUGGAGAAAAAUCCCGUGAAUUAACUAGUGUUUUGGCUGAUUUUUGGAAGUGCAGUUACUGUUCAUGCGUGAUCACUGUUUACAGAUUACUGUUUACACACCGAGGGUCAACAAUUAACGGGGAUUUAAAUGAUUAGUUUGUGAUAUAAGAACGAAUUUGGAGAUAUCUGAUCAUGUGGAGAUUAAUAGAAAUAGCAUCGUUCUUGAUCAUUGGUUGCCCUAGAACUUGGAUUGAGUCCUCAGUUUAUGGAGUGAAUUUUCUAUGUUAUGCGAUUUAAGGUAAGUAAAUUUAUGAUAAUGCUCGUACAAUUUUUAAAAGCAUGUUUUGAUUUGAUUUUGAAGUGGUGGCAGGACUAAACCCGUUUUAUGCAAAAGUAAGUAUGGCUGAUUUGAAGUGAAAUUUCUAUGCUUUCAUUAAAUUGAGCAUGCCUACUUGGAAUUUAAUUGACUGUCCUGAUGAUCUGAAAGUGAUUGUGAAUUGUGAUUGUGAAUUGUGAUUUUUCUAUUAACUUCUUCCUGUUUUGUCUCCGAUGUAGUUAUGUUAUUAAUGAUCCUGCUAGUGGGGGGUUAAACGCUAGCACAUGUCGACAUGUUGAUAAAACCGGUUCGUUCAAGUGUAGCCUACCAGUGGGAGGUUUAUAACACUGGUCAUGACCUAUAGAGGAGAUGUCUAUUUCGUUUCCAUACCCAUAUCUAUUUUUCGUGAUUGCACUUGUUGGCAUGCUAUAAGUUUAAUUAAGGGCACUCCAUAUUUUACUUACUAAGUUAUCUCAUAGUUUUUCUUUGUUCACCAUUUCAGGAAGUGAAGUCAAGGACGGGGAAAAACAAGGGAGUGACGAGUUAGAGGGCUAGCUAUCUUGUAAAUUGAACAUAGAUUUUAGAUAUAAUCAUGAUCUUGUAAGUUAGACUGUAUUUGGAGAUUUUAUGAUAUUAAAGCAAAUUUAAAAUU
Molecule: messenger RNA, 1430 nt
Organism: Rubroshorea leprosula
Lineage: Eukaryota; Viridiplantae; Streptophyta; Magnoliopsida; Malvales; Dipterocarpaceae
Source: the annotation of a GenBank genome assembly